Vombatus ursinus (common wombat) is the source of this 2726-nucleotide messenger RNA. It is a transcript of the gene RPUSD2, whose product is annotated as RNA pseudouridine synthase domain containing 2. The coding region runs from base 3 to 1625 and encodes 540 amino acids. NCBI's taxonomy places the organism in Eukaryota, Metazoa, Chordata, Mammalia, Diprotodontia, Vombatidae. The record is from RefSeq and is a predicted model, not a curated record. Gene Ontology annotation, molecular function: RNA binding; pseudouridine synthase activity. Gene Ontology annotation, biological process: pseudouridine synthesis. The transcript is spliced from 3 exons.
CUAUGUGGCUGGGAGGAUCCGGGGUUCCUGUAUGCCUGCUUGGCGUAGCUCGCUUUGCCCUGCGGAGAUUCACCUUUGCGGGGUUCUCGGGCAGCCCCCAAGGCUGCAGGUUGAUCAUGGCAAGCGGUGGGUGCGAGGCUCUUGACCUGAAGGACAGAGACUCCGGCUGCCCGGAGGAGCCGCAGGAACUUCAGCUACCGGGCGGCGCCGAACCCUGUGGAGAGCAGCAGCCCCCGGCCGGGGAGAAGGAGCAGGCGCUAGUUCCGGCCUUGGUCCCAACCUCGGGCAGGAGGAAGAAGCGGCGGGGCCAGGUCGGGGAGCGCUUCGUGCCGCCCCCGAAGAAGCGGCGGGCCGGGGUCAGCUUCAGCGACCAGCACUUCGCCGAGACCAGCUAUUACUUCGACGGCGGGCUGCGCAAGGUGCGGCCUUACUACUUCGACUUUCAGACGUACUGCAAGGGCCGCUGGGUGGGCCGCAGCUUGCUCCACGUCUACAGUACCGAGUUUCGCGCCCACCCCCUCUCCUAUUACGAGGCGGCCGCCAGGGCCGGCCGCCUGCGCCUCAACGAGCAUCCAGUUCGAGACCUCAGCGUUAUUCUUAAGGACAAUGACUUCCUGCGGAACACCGUCCACCGGCAUGAGCCCCCUGUGACAGCAGAGCCCAUCCGUCUGCUAGCCGAGGAUGAUGAAGUCGUGGUGGUGGACAAGCCCUCUUCCAUGCCCGUCCACCCUUGUGGUCGCUUCCGCCACAAUACUGUCAUCUUUGUCCUGGGCAAGGAACACCGGCUUAAGGAGCUGCAUCCACUGCAUAGGCUGGACCGCCUCACCUCGGGGGUGCUCAUGUUUGCCAAGACGGCCGCUGUCUCUGAGCGUAUCCAUGAGCAAGUUAGAGAUCGGCAGCUGGAGAAAGAAUAUGUGUGCCGGGUGGAAGGAGAGUUCCCUGCUGAAGAAGUCACCUGCAAGGAGCCCAUCUUGGUGGUAUCCUACAAGGUGGGGCUAUGCCGUGUGGACCCACAGGGCAAGCCCUGUGAAACUAUAUUCCAGAGGCUGAGUUACAAUGGUCACUCUAGCGUGGUCCGGUGCCGGCCUCUUACUGGCCGUACCCACCAAAUCCGGGUACACUUGCAGUUCUUGGGCCACCCUAUCAUUAAUGAUCCCAUCUAUAACACCGAGGCUUGGGGCCCAGCACGGGGCCGAGGUGGCCAUAUCCCUAAGACAGAUGAUGAGCUGCUACGGGACCUGUUGGAGGAACACCGGGCCAAACAAAGCCUGGAUGUCCUGGAUCUCUUUGAAGGGGACCUACCCCCGGGUCUUAAACCUCCUUCAGACCCAUUUUUCAAGCCAGACUUGAAAGAGCAUGCUGCAACCACAAAAGAUCCUGAGGACCCAAACCAAGCGGCCUCCCCUGGUUUGGACACAACAGAGCUGGCCCCCGGGGAGGCAGCUGGGUCAGGGCUUAAGAAUAAAGAGAUGGACCCUCUCUGUGAGGAAUGCCGUUUGGUGAGACAAGACCCCUUGCCUCAGGAGCUGGUGAUGUACCUUCAUGCCCUGCGCUAUAAAGGACCUGGCUUUGAGUACUCUUCACCCAUGCCUGCCUGGGCACAAGAUGACUGGAAGGAAGACUGAGGGGUGUGUUCUGGAUUGCCUUCUGCAUUGGAGGCAGGCCAUCAUCCCUCACAGAGCUACUGUGGCUAGCCCCUCUUAGAAAGGGAAAGUGGACGUUCUCUGUUGGCACUCAGGAGCUAAAAAGGAGGAGUCUUGGGCUUUGAAAAAGUUUGUUCUUUUUCAGAGCAAAGGGGAAAUUAUAUACCUCAUUUGCCAUCCUGCCUCCAGCCAGAGUUUUGGCAUCUCUUAAUUCUGAAAGUGUUCCUUCCCGGUGUCUCUGCUUUGGGGGUUAUUUUCUGAGCUUUCAGGUGCUGCUGCUUGGUCCCAUACCCUGUGGCUGUACCUGGAUCCCUUCAGCCUUCCUUGCUAUGCAAGCAGAACUUUUCUCCCUCCUGCAGAAAGUUUUUGUCCCUUCCACUGUGAUAUGGUUCCUGUUUCUCUAGGUAUAUGUAGUAUAGCACCUAGGUUUGUGAAAUGCUAUUUUAGUCAAGUAGGAAAUAUUUUUUAAAUGCAUUUUUCUUUUCACACCAUGAUCAUCUCCCAAUUGUGUGUCCAUCUAUCCCUCUACCCCAACAAAAAAAACUAUUAAGCAUAACUGCCAAUGACAGAUUAUAUAACAGUUCCCAGGCCCCACAUUCUCCACCAAGGGGAGGUGUCCCAACUGCAGUCAUCAGGAACUAACAUUGGUCAUUGUAUUCGACCCUAGGUCUGUUGUCAUUUACAGUAAUGUGGUUCUCCUGGUUCUAUUUUCUUUGCACUGUUAUCAGUUCACACAGCAGUCCCGAUGAGCUCUGAAUUCCUCACCAUUCUUUAUAGUACAGUAAUAUUCCAUGUGUACCACAGUUCUUCUGUUCCCUAAUCAUUAGGCCCCUAUUUUUGUUGCCAGUUUUUUGCUUCUGUAAAUAUUUUGGCUUGGAUGGGACCUAGGUAUGUUCUCAGUAGUGGAAUCAUGUGGUCCGAGGGUAUGUAACCAGGUGACAAAAAGUAGAAAGAUCAAUAGAUUGAGAGUCAGAGGACCCAAGUUCAAAUAUCUGCUCUCUGCUUAUAUGAUCUUGGGCCAGUCGCUUAAAUCUGUAUUGGGCCUCAUCUUUUUCAUCAGUAAAAUACAAGAGUUGGACUAGA